AUGGAUUAUAAAAAAGAGAAAGAGAAUUGGGUCAGUGGGCAUAGUGGAGGAUCAAUAUUGGAAAUUAAUUCUAUUACAGGAGUUUUAUUAACAUCAUAUAUAUUAUGGUCAGCGAUUUCAAAAAGUGAAUUGGCGAUAUUGUUCAACUAUAAUAAUUCUGAAGCAGCAACAAAUUCAUUAAUUACAAAAACCAUAAACAUUAUUAUUUUGGAAUUUUUGAUUUUUGUAUUGCCAAGCAUAUUAGCAUGUACAAUCUUAUCAUCAUAUACAUUUUAUUUAAAUUUGUUAUUUAUAAUAAUAUCAGUUUUGAUCUCCAGUAAAUAUUCAAAAAAUAAAGAGCCAAAAAAGAAAAAACAACCAUGGGAAAAAGAUUCAGAUGAGGAAGAAAUUGAUAAUGAUAAUAGUUAUGACGAAAAUGAAAAUUUAUUGCUUAAUAAAAAGGGGCUUAAUGAUAAUGGUGGCAAUAGUGGCGGUGGAAUAGUAGUUAUUGAUGAUGAUAAUGAAAAAUUGGAAGGAAAAAAGGAAAAAGAUGACGAUGAUGAUUAUUUAAUGAAUGAAAAAUAUAUAAAAAAAAAAAAUAUUUAUAUUUAUAGAAAACCAUUCCUCACAGCUUAUAGAUCUAGUAUGAUAAUUUUAACUUGUAUAUGUAUUUUAGCAGUAGAUUUCAAAGUAUUUCCUAGAAGAUUUGCAAAAGUUGAAGAUUACGGAACAUCCUUGAUGGAUUUGGGAGUCGGAUCAUUUGUAUUUUCAUCGGGAAUUGUAUCAGCAAAACCAUUUUUGAAAAAACCAGAAAACCGAUUUAAACCAAUGAAAGGACAAUUAGUUGCAGCAGUUAAACAUUCUUUACCAAUUCUGGCGCUUGGGAUAUUGAGAUUAAUCGCUGUUAAAUUAUCAGAUUAUCAGGAACAUGUCACUGAAUAUGGGAAACAUUGGAAUUUCUUUUUUACACUUGGAUUUCUACCGAUUUUUGUAACAUUGUGUAGAACUUUUCAAAAAUACACAAGAUUUUCCAUAGUUGGAUUGGCUAUUGCAAUUUUGUACCAAAUAGUUUUAUCGAAAUUUGGAUUAGAAGAAUAUAUACAAAAUGCACCUAGAAUAAAUUUAAUCAAUGAUAAUAAAGAAGGAUUAUCUAGUUUUUGGGGGUAUCUAUCAAUAUUUUUAUUUUCAUUGGAUAUUGGACAUUAUAUAUUACCGCCAGAUCCAUAUUAUGCAUUUAAAAUGAACAGAAAAAACAAAAAAUUUCCUAAACCCACCAAAUUAUUAUUGAUUUUAAUGUCAUGGUCAAUAUUAUUCUGGGUUGGAUUUUUAUUGUGUAUUGGAAUCAAAAUUGAGAUCAGUAGAAAAUUGGCAAAUUUGAGUUAUAUAUUUUGGAUAUUAAGUUUUAAUACAAGUUUUCUGUCAUUAUUUCAAUUAGUUGAGAUUUCAUUUUUCGAUAAAUGGUGGAAAUUCAAUAAAAAUAAUGAAAAUUAUAAAAUAUUGCCGAGUAUAAUUGAAUCAAUUAAUGAAAAUAAUUUAUUUAUAUUUUUAAUCGCAAAUAUUUUGACUGGAUUAAUUAAUAUUUCAACAAAAACUUUGUAUACAAGUGAUUUAGUAGCAGAAAUAAUUUUAUCACUUUAUAUGCUUACCAAUAUUUUCGUUUCUUUAAUUUUAUGGAGAAAUGGCUGGAAGAAUUCACCAAUCUUAAUGACCCAUUUCAUGCCUGUUACAGCCAAUACUGCAGCAACAGUUGAUGGUGAUGAUAGAUCAAUAACAUCAGUUGAUGGUUCAUAG
Molecule: messenger RNA, 1770 nt
Organism: Entrophospora candida
Lineage: Eukaryota; Fungi; Glomeromycota; Glomeromycetes; Entrophosporales; Entrophosporaceae
Source: the annotation of a GenBank genome assembly